GUGCCAAUCCAAAUAUUAUGGAUUUCUAUGGAAGGACUGCUGUACACUAUGCUGUGUAUAAUGAAGAUACAUCCAUGAUAGAAAAACUUCUUUUUUAUGGUACAGAUAUUGAAGAAUGCAGCAAGAAAAUUAAAGCAUUUCACAAUAAAUGUACUUCUUGCUGCUGUUGACAAGUAUUGUAUGUGAAGGUGAUUUCAUUUGAAAGUGAUCCCUCUGUGGAAAGGCUUAAGAGCGAGAAAUGAAGAAAAGGAGAGCAAUCAGAAAUGCACAAGCUAAUUUGGAAAUUAGUAUGAAUAUCAACCCCUUUUACUUGCUGUGAGUCGAGCAAAAGUGAACAUGGUGGAAUUUUUAUUAAAGAAAAAUGCAAGCGUAAAUGCAGUUGAUUUUCUUAACAGUGUCUUCUGAGAAACAACCAGCCUGUAAGGUUACAAGUGACCAGAAAGAUUCUAUUUUGAAUAUCGCCACAGAAAUAAAGGAUGGACGAAAAUCUGGGACAGUGUCUUCUGAGAAACAACCAGCCUUGAAGGCUACAGGUGAAAAGAAUGAUUCUGUUUUAAAUAUAGCCACAGAAAUAGAGGAGGGACCAACAUCUGGGACAGUGUCUUCUCAGAAACAACCAGCCUUGAAGGCUACAAGUGACAAGGAAGAUUCUGUUUCGAAUAUAGCCACAGAAAUAAAGGAUGCACAAAUAUCUGGGACAGAUGCAUUUGGAACAUUUGCAUAAAAGAAGAUUUGAUUUUGGAAACUCCAGGAACUGCUGGAAACAGGAAACAAUGUUAUAAUUGGGGUAAACCACACCAACUCAUUACUCCUCUUUGUUACUAUCAGGCAUCACAUGUACAUGUUUUGUUGAUUUUAGUUAUAAAAAUUAGAUAAAUGUUUGUUUUGUUUGAUGUUUGUUGGUUUAAAGUCUGUUUUAUCAGAGACUGGGUUUGUAACUGCUGCUUUUUUUUGUUUUCCAUUUGCUUGGUAGAUCUUCCUCCAUCCCUUUAUUUUGAGCCUAUGUGUGUCUCUGCUUGUGAGAUGGGUCUACUGAAUACAGUACACUUACGGGUCUUGAGUCUAUCCAAUUUGCCAGUCUGUGUCUUAAUUGGAGCAUU
Molecule: messenger RNA, 1100 nt
Organism: Piliocolobus tephrosceles (Ugandan red Colobus)
Lineage: Eukaryota; Metazoa; Chordata; Mammalia; Primates; Cercopithecidae
Product: ankyrin repeat domain-containing protein 36B-like
Exons: 10
Coding region: 374-724 (116 amino acids)
Source: RefSeq, a predicted model, not a curated record